GAGGGGCUGUUUUAUUUCUUAUUUUAUUGUGGUCAAGAUUGUAGCUUAGCCUCUGUUUUUCGCUUGUAAAUAGGGAGCGCUUAGUUCAGAACACAAAUCAAAAGCCAUAGGAAUUCCCAGAAAGUAGACUUAACUCACCAGAAAACCGUAAUUGUGUUGGUCGGUUAUUAGCUUAUUUAUUCUAAUCACACAACACGUUUUCGAAAUCAGUUGUACAUGUAAAAAUCUUAUUGGUUCGGAGAUAGACGAAUGCAGUUAUACGUAGUUUGUUAUAUAGAGCAGUUUUCAAUUGAAUGUCGUAAAACUAAAACCAGAGUAAUCACUUUAACCAAACACAAAGGACACAGACAAUCCAGUGAACCAAUCAAAGCUCGAAGUAAUUACAUGUAGCUGACGCAGAGCGCGGCAAAACGCGUGCGAGUGAGUUACAAUUGGUUUUGCUUUUACUUCUGAGUGGAUGAAAACGCGGCGCGAGUUUUUUAAGCCAAUCUUGUAGCAUAGUUGAUGCAAAACCAAUUACUUCUCGACACUCAAAUGAAAACCGCUCUAUUACAGCUUCGUGGUUUUAGUCUAGGCUAUUGUUAGUGACACAUUCUGCGCGUUCUUAGCUACAUUGAAACGUAAUUUAGAGUUGACAAGGUUAGAUUCAGACAGACUUGAAUAAACUAAUGUUUCAAAUCAUAAGGACGAUGUUCUGUUAAUUUUGUUAUUUAGUAACUGGCUUCCCUUGUGUCCCUGACUGCUCAAAGUCUUCUCAAAUUGUUCGUGUGUUCUUUUACCUUUGUGAAAAUGGCUAGCGUUUAAACAGUUUAUUUUUCUUUCGGGGAAAGUCAUUUCCACCAGUGGUACCAUUUUUCCCGCUCGGCCAAUCAGGCGUCAAACCAACACCAAACACGCGACUUUUCCCGCGCUUUCAUUCUUCAGGCGCCGAACGGGGAGGGCUGGGUUCUUAUCGAAAGGUCCAGAAAGGUUUAACCCUGACUAUAAAGACCCUUUCAGUUGAUGAAAACAAAAACAAUCAUGUUUUGCUUGGAUCUGUGCUUAAAAAAAAUGGACCACGGUCGUUAUAUGAUCCUCUGCCUACGAACGACAGAUUUAAGCCAAACCUUCUCUCAUUCCUGUAUUUUUGGAGUCCUUGUUCGGCGGCAAGAGAGCAUUUCUCGAACUUAGACUACUUGGUCAAAUUGGCCGCAAGUUUCACCUUUUUAGGUGUAGUCUGAACUGUCUCGGAGGUUGACAGCUCUGAUUCAAGACAAAUGCUGUCCAAACACCACUUGCUCAAUCUACGCAGAAACAUUUUUUUUAAAAAUUUCUGUCCUGCGCUGUUCGCAGCUGAAAUUUGCAUUUUCUGUUACGAGCAUAAGUUAGUAACUUAAGUAAAUUCAGUGGCCACUCUCUCAUUGGCUAACCUCACAUGUGCAUUACGUGACAAGUCCCUCAUAAAAUUUCAAACCUGAAAACGUUAUUUUAGACUUCAACUUGCUCACAUUCAUAAGAUGAAUCAAAUAAGUCCUAGCAAGAAAUCUUUACAAAUGAAGACCAAGCCUUAAAACGACGCUUCACGGUUCAAUGGAGAUGUGCCAAGAUGUCGUGACCCUAAACACGUCAUCUUUGUGACGGUUUAUUUGAAGACUGUUUCAACGUGAAUUCCUGAGAAGUAAAAAUAACAUUUUGCAACGUGAACAGAAUUUUACGUUCCUCUUUGCGGAAAAGGGCAAAUCGGAAUUUUAACACUGCUGAACGCUGCCCGUGUCAUCCAUCUGUUGAAUUCCGAGUACAAUUAUCCCCUAAUAUCCCUUUUAAAUCAUAAAAUGUCCACUAACUUUUCAAACAACAUUUUGCCCAAAAUUAACCGCGCGUCAUAAACGACAAUACACUGUUUGUCCUUAUCGAAGAAAGAAAACAGCGAGAUUUUGCUCACAAAAAAAGCUAGAAAGAACAGCGUACUGUAGCUCUGGAUCAAUUUACACGGGAUCCUUUAUGCAAAACUUCAGAAGUAUUUUUACUAAAUCAAACACAGGGCCGGGGAAAAAGCCCUCUUUUAAAACAAGAAGAAAACAGCAAUAUUUUGCUGACGUGGAAGAAAACUUAUCGGAAAUGACAUUAAGGUUCUAAUUGAAUAACAAAGACAAAACCUACGGAAAUGUUAAAAAAAGAUAAUGAUAAAAAGUUUUGUGUGGUUCAUUUUAAUAAUUGAUUCUGGUUUUUAAGUUGUUAGUAAACUGUGCACCUACGUUUCCUCCCAAGAAAGCAAACGCUGUUUGGACUGGUUGUUUUUUUCGAACACUCUUGUUUUUUUCUGUUUGGGCGCAGUCUUUACACUAUACAAUCUAUUCUAGUGGUGCUCAAUGUGUUUAGCACAAUGCACGUGUCAAUUAAGGCGCCUCUCUUGUCAUUGAUUGUCGCGGGGAACAAUAGAUCGCAUAUUAGCUUCAAAAAAUGUUUAUGCUUUUGAAUAAAUGUCGCGGAUCAGUGGAAUCACUUCUAAUGAAAAGUCAGCAACAACUUCGAACAAUUCGUGCUAGAAACCAAGUCACGCAACCAGAUUGAAGCAAUAUCGAAGUGUCCGGUGUUAAUGCUGAAUAGAGCUCAGUUUUAAUUGCCACAGCAAUCUACGACCAAUCAUCAUUAAUAAGAUUAGUACGUGCCAUUUGACGAACUUCUACAAGACGAGUUGUUUAUCAAGACGAGUAUAACGAACACAGAAAGCGCCUGCCUUUGCAAGUCGUUUAAAAAUAUUUCAACUCUGGUAACAUCCUUGGCAACGUAACCCGGUACUCCAAGAAAUUUCUUCUCUAACACUACACGUGUAGAGACCAUUUCAAAGCAUCGAUCACUGUACACAAGAAGUGAUUUUCUUAUCGCUUGACCGAUCUCCGACGGUGCUGAAGUUAUUAGCAAAACUGUUAAACUGCUCUUUAGGCGACACCUUAGGGUGACAAGGAAAUAACGUUUACAGAGCAUCUCGGGUUUCAUCUGAAAGGGAAUUAGUGGCUUAAAAACACGACAACUUGCAACACGAGUAUGCCACGAGGACCGAGAAACAACGUCUUUGGUUGACAAGAUUGAUUAGAUUAAACACAUCACAAACUCUUCAAAGACACAACUGCGGUUUACGGUUGGUGAACGUUACCUCGAGUCGAGUGGACCAGAUCAAUGGUUUGUUCCAAAGUGGAUAGCAGUGACCAGAUAAGCAUUAUGGACGGUGAUACAGGCAAUAAAGCUGAUGAGAACGCUUUUAGAAGCAGAGCUAUUGACAUUCUAACGCCAGAAGGAGAGACGUUUAAGAUAAGCGCAGGAGACAAUGCAAUGAUAAAGGAUAUUAAAAUUGACUGUGAGCUCCUUUGUGGCAUCCCGUCCGACCUACAGCUUAUAAGACUACAGAACAAAGAUCUCUGUAACGAGGACACCGUUGCAAAUCUCGGCAUAACGGACGGCUGCACAUUGAGAGUAACAGUCCCACAGUGGUGGCAGAAAUUUGUUUCCACGUGUUAUAAGGGAGACACACAACAAGUAAGAAAGAGAAUCUACGUCAAAAUGAGCCAGGUUUCGCGCGAGGAACGAAGCUUCACAGCCGCUUUCAUCGGCGCAGUGAAGGGAAACCACAAUCUGAUGUUCGCAGCGUUUGCGGGAGGGAAAAUGAACCUACACAGCAAAACUAAGUUGAGUGGGAGAAAUCUGCUUCACGCUGCAGUUUCUGGUGGUAGUACAAGUUGCGUGGCAAAUAUUCUUAUGAACGAGGGCAACGCUUUGUUAGAAGCACCCGACAAUACUGGCGAAACGCCGGUAAAAAUGGCCAUAAAACUGUACGGUGAAACCGGAGAUAUUGUGAAGUUCUUAAACGUUUAUCUCGAGCUCCACCGGCGUGAUGCGAAACAUUCCGGCUUUUCUAAUCAUUACUGGGACAACCUCGAGCAAAACAAUAUAAAUAUUUCAGAUGCGGUUAGCGGGGACGGUGACUCUAAUGAUGGGGACGAUAGCAACUCUCAAUCCGAUGAAAAUAUUAGCAACAAAAUCGGAGACCUGGAUCUCGACUCAGAUGAACCGCCAGGAGAGAAGAUCAGAAUGAAUUAUACACAGACCGAUUUUUUUACUCAUAACUCUGGUGAAAGUCUUCCUUCGGUCACGAAAGUAAACAUCGAGGAUUACGACGCCACAAAGGGUCAGGACUCGUUGGCUGUCAGUUUAGACAGUUCAUCUAAGCUUGAUGAGCCACAGAUCAAUGCAAAUCCUAACAGCUUAAGCUCCUUUGAACAGGGAUGUGGACAAAAGAGUGACACAGGUUAUUACAGUAGUAAUAAUCAAAGCACCGGAAAAGAUGCGAAUCACGUCACGGAGAUGCUUUGGAAUGAGAGUUUGUUUACACAGGGUAAAACGCCUCCAAUCGAAACAACAACAAACCAGGCGUCAAAUUUAGCAGCAGAUGAACCAGAGGACGUUAAAAACGCGUCAGUAUUGUCCGCUGACCCAUCUGCAGACGACGAUGCUGACUCCAGCCACUGGCCCAAACCACCAAGGCGUGCCCAGCUCCGAAAACAGAGUAUUAUUGACAGUCGGAGAAAGAAGUCUACAACGGAACGACCAAAUUUGGAAUUGCUUUUGGCGAUGAGGUCUGAAAACAGCUCUCCGCUUCAAGGACAAAAUAGCGAAGGCAUUGUGAGCGAGCAACGAGACAGCGAAGUGCUCACGAACGAGUCACACGACAACGAACAAUCUCGCGAGGGGUUCACGAACGAGUCUCGCGAGAAACAAGUCAGUGCGACCAAUGUGGAAGAUCAGAAAGAUCAGGCUACCUUGCCAACAGCUUCUCCAAAACCUCUUCGAAGAGCUCAGCUUAGGAAGAAGUCUAUUGUGGAGCAGAGGAGACGACGAUCAAUAGCGUCAAGACCAAACCUCGAUGAACUUGCAGCUAACCGUGAAGAGGAAGCCGAAGAGGCGACCUCUGCGGAGCCCAAACCAGAGUCGUCCGUUUUGGAACCUAAGGAACAAGGGACAACUGCAGUGGAAUCUAAAGAGGAAGGAACGACCGCUCCGGAAAUCAAGGAAAAAGGGUCGGCCGCUGUGGAAUCUAAGGAAAAAGAAUCGUCAGGUGUGGAAUCCAAGGAAACAGAGUCCACCGCUGUGCACUUUAAAGAAGAAGAGUCUCCCAUUUCUGCAAGAUACGUGCUGCAACUGUGGCAGGACCAAGCCCAGGAAUUUGCGGCAGCUGCCUUGUCGGGUGACGAGUCAGACACGAGUCACUCGCCUAAAAUUCCAAGGAGGGCUUUUCUUAGAAAACAGGUGUUCGUGGAGCAAAGACGGAGGCGUUCAGCAACUGAGAGACCGAACCUUAUCAGACUAAUGGCACCUGCUAAGGAACAGGGAGAUGGUGAAGAGCCUGGCGAAGAAGCCGCUGAAAUCACAUGCCCGGAUAAAGGAGAGGAAAAGUCGCCUGUGGAAAGUCAAAACGAUGUAUGUGCAAUUUCUGUUGGACAGGAAAGUAUUUGUUAUGAUUUCUCACCCGUUGCCUCAAGUGACGAUGUUUCAAUGAAAGAACAUUAUUCAGAAGAUAAGGAAACACCCGAAACAUCGUGGCGUUCACCAGCAGUGGUACAAACGCAAGAAAGGGUCCCGAUUAGGACCUCACAGAGGUGUUCCAAUACUGGCCCAUUACUGGAGGCCCGUGCAACGAGAAACCAACGACAUAACCGGUCGGCUUUGAGUGGAGACGAAUCGGACGUUAGCGACAACGAGCAAGGCGUGCUCCAAGAGACAGUCGCGCCCAUCAACCGCGUGGUAAAAACCCAGCGACGAAGGCGUCUACCCGUAUUACCAGACAAAACGAUAAAAAAUGAGAUAAAAUUACCACUCAUCAAAAUCGAAGACAGUAGUUCUUCCGUGAAUUCAGAUUCACGUGAUGCCCACGUGGCUAAUCAAGUGCGCGCUUCUGGGCCUGUGAAUGGCGAGAUGAGAUCAGCAGCUAUCGCUCCUCAUCCUCCAGUUUGCAGAUCUCGUUCAGGAUCAAUAUGCAGUGAGGAUUCAAUGUCAUCUGGAGAGGUGUACUCAGACAGACCAAGGUCACAGAGUGAAGAAGAAAACCGAUAUAGUCCCCAGCCCACGCCAUACGCCAAAAGUGUUCCAGUCAGACAGAGAAGGAAAAGUGUGCCAAACAACACGUUCAGACCGACACCGAACCCGCCGAUUACUCGAACGAGGAGAGGUUCUGUGCAAGUGGAGGACCUGGAAGAGAAGGGUUAUCAGAUAAGUCCACAACUUCGUGCAAGAUUAAAACUGCGCGGGCAGCCCCGUGAAAACUUACCUUGGAACGAAUGGAGAACAAGAAGACGGUCUGGCUCCAUACCUGACGGUAGCGAGGAAGAAACUGAAGCAGAAAAUAUUAAUCACAGAGAACUCAGCAACAAAGACGCGCGUGUGGACAAACGUGUCGGCACGCACGUCGACACGCGCGUCGCGUGGCACGAAAAGAAGGGUCCGCAGUCUCAUGGAAAUUCCCGGAUGACCUUCACCGAGUGGCUUGACAACAAAGAAGCCUUGGAGCGGACAAGGCCGACGUCUCCGCAAGCGGCAAGGAACGAGCAACAUAGAGAUGGUGUCGGUCAUGAGCGACACCUGCAGACUGCUAAGAAGUACGAGGAAUGGCUACAAAAGAAGGAUCAAGAAGCUUUGGAGCAGGAGGAGAUGCUAAGGAAGAGAGCGACCAGAAAAUUUCACAGGACAUACAAAAAGAAGUGACAGAGUGAGGCUGGAAUCUAUCGCUACCAUGAAGGAAUGCGAGGCCUGGCACCGAGACUGAAAUCACAGGCAUACCAUACUCUGACACUGGAUGGUUUGCCGGUGAUCUAUUCAGCCGUUAAUCUCUUUUAAUUCUAAUGAGUGUUAAAGUUUUGUUUUUUACAGGAUAACACUGACUUCCUUAUUAGUACUACGCGGUCGAGGAAACACAGCCAUUGAGUUUUAGAUCCGAUGACAAGUUUGAGUUUACCCAGAGUAAGUUGACCUCAGUUCUAUCGAGUUUUGCGAGUGAUCGUGUUGCCGACGAGCAGUGGGCGACCUGACAGAGUUGCGAAACGACGUAAAAGCUAGUGCGCUAAUUAGGUGCAAGCAGAAAAUCUCGAAGUCGUCGUCGGCUCUAAAGGUCUCUAUUGCGCGACUUCUGCACGAGCAAUUAAACGCAAUGACAUUUUGUUGUUACGUCAGCUUGUCGUGACAAACACACGCCAUAUUACGUAACAACCAAUCCAACGCAAACUGUGAAUCAAUUUAGUUUCUGAUACAGGAUUCCGAUCUAAAAUGGAACUUUUCCACGACUGCAAAGUCAGUCUCAAGUGGUGAUAAUUCCCGGAGUAGCUAACAAACACUGCGAAGGCCGAUAUGUAGAUCAGAAAGCAAAAUCAAAUGACUGAUUUAUUGGUUGAGUGAUUACUGCAACUCUUAUAUACAGCGUUCUACUGAAAGCCAGUUAUAGAAUGAUGAAGAAUGUUAGAUAGGUUAAAAGUAUGCUUUGUAAACAAUCGCAUUUUCAGAAAACAAAUUAAUAUAUUUAAUGAAAUCUCUUACAGCUGCUAAUUAUUACAUGUACAAAUAUAUUUGCUUUAUGGUUGAUUGAAUAAAACUAUAGGGUUUUGAUACUGAAAAGUUUACGCCCGUCAUGUGUCUAGACAAAAUGAUGAAUAUGAAUGAGACUUUUUCGUAUAAAUAAACAAUAGCCUCCAUCUGGCGCAGAAAUAUGCUAGAUAUGUGUCCGCGGACAUUAUCUGUCCCG
Messenger RNA from Orbicella faveolata, 7762 nucleotides. RefSeq lists its product as uncharacterized. Lineage: Eukaryota; Metazoa; Cnidaria; Anthozoa; Scleractinia; Merulinidae. The record is from RefSeq and is a predicted model, not a curated record.